Molecule: messenger RNA, 1059 nt
Organism: Pararge aegeria (speckled wood butterfly)
Lineage: Eukaryota; Metazoa; Arthropoda; Insecta; Lepidoptera; Nymphalidae
Product: dynein regulatory complex protein 9-like
Exons: 8
Coding region: 1-1059 (352 amino acids)
Biological process (GO): cilium organization
Cellular component (GO): cytoplasm; motile cilium
Molecular function (GO): protein binding
Source: RefSeq, a predicted model, not a curated record
AUGUGUAUAACAAUAACUAAACGGUUACUAAUACUAUCACACGCAUUUGCACCUACGUAUGUAAAACUGCCCACAGUGCAGGUCAACCGUAAGAUCCGGUACCUGCGCCCUGCAGGUACCGGAUCUUACACGGGCGGGUGUAUUGGUGCCCUGGACGCACUCCUACUGGCCAUCAAUUUGGAAGUAAUGCUGCUUCAAAUGAAGAUUAUAGAAAGAAGCGCUGAGCGAAGGUUACCCGAAAGUGGACAGGAAAACAAAAGGGAAAAACAGGUGCGAGAAAAGCUUUCGAAAGACCGACAUAUUUUGAAGGAAGUCAUUAUAAGAACCCUCGCAGAGCUAGCAGAAGGCGGGGAAUGGUAUACCUUGAAGAAAGCAGUCAACAUGUUCGAAAAAAAUGCUGGCUCGCUGAUCACACUCCGAACACAGAAUCAAAAACUAAAAAUGUCAUUGGACUCGAUGAACAGAGAAUUGCAAGAAAAUCGUCAAAAGCGAGUGCUCGAAAUACGCAGUUGUGACUUCAAAGUAGCUUCUCUUCGCGAUAGUAUAAAGGACACCUUACUCAACGCGCGAAUUCAGUUCGACUACACCGAGAGGUGGCUAUGCGCCCGUGCCGAGUCGGUCGAUCUGCAAUUUCAAGUAGCGCCCGCUGCCCCGGCGCCGAAGCCUGAGCACGAGAAUUGCGUACAUGAUGAGUUACUACGAGCUUACAUGUUGCAAAUCAAGGAACGCGAAGAUCUGCUGCAGUAUUGGAAACAACGAUACGCAGCCGACACAGCUGACAUAGACGUGCGGUUACGUGACCAAUAUGAGAGACUUCGGGUCACAGCUGCUCGUCGUGAGGAAAUGGAAAAAUUGUACAAAUUACACGAAGGCGAAAUGCGCGCGUGGUUGACGUUCAAGAAAGAGCGCGCGGCACGUCUUGCGCGCGAGGCACGAUUGCGGAAUGCUGCAACGCGCAUUCAAGCUUGGUGGCGCGGUGUUAUGGUACGCCGAGCCUUAGGAAGCUUCCGUUAUUUACGGAACCUCAAGAAGAUUGGAUCGAAGACAAAGAAGAAGUAG